GUACGCCCCCUUCCGUUCACACCCCCCCCCCCCGUAACUCCCCGCCUUCCCUGUGCGCGUUCACGAGCCAUGAAUGUAGUCGGGAGCGCGCCGCCGUCUGUACAGCAUUGAUAAAACGUCGGAGUGAUGCUGAAUGCAGCCCUGGAUUCUCGCAGCGCUGUCCUUGGUCACCCCUGACAACGAAGGACGCUUUGACAUGUCUCACUAAAAGUAAGGGUCCAAUUACAACGCCCCUGUGUGCGAGCUAAAAAAGACAACGGUGCACCCCCCCCCAAGUCAAGUUGUGAUUGGCUGUUAUUAAAGUCAAUCAUCUAUCAAUCAAGUGGGACAGUGAAUGUCAUGGCAACUCACUCAGCAACCAGAGCCCAGCAACAAAGACUCAUCCCUGUAUGUGGUUAGUGUGGUGCUCAGUUUGUGAAGAGGCAGCCGCACAGCGAACAAACAUGCCUCCAAAGAAAAAGACUAAAAAGACCCCAAAGAAGAAGCCUGAAAGAAGUGAAAAUGACUUGGAAACAAAGUAUAGACGCAGUGUUCUGGAUAUAGCCAUCCUACAGGAUCACAUCGCCUUUCAGUGCGAGUCUGUAAUAAAGGUCCAGUCUGAUAGAGUUGACCUGAGGAGACGCAUGAGAGAAACGGAGCAGAAGCUGCAGCACGAGAGACAAGACUACAGGGACGUCAACUCUGACCUCAGUCGCCAGUACAAAACCAUGCAGACAGAGCUGACCAACAGGGGGAAGAGGCUGGAGAAGGAGGUCAGCCAGCUGAAGGAAGAACUUGUCCUGUGUCAGGAGGAACUGAGGAAAGAGAAAAGAGAGCGUGAACAGGUGGAAGAGGAGAAGGACGCCAUCAUAGCUGACCUCCAACACAAGCUGGACAACAUGGAAACAGACUACGAGAAGAUCCUGCAUGAGACUCUAGACAGCCUGACUGCCCAGCUGUCUGUGGCUCGACAGGGACGGGAGGAGAAGAGCACAACCCUUCAUCAGAAUUACAAGGAACUGCUGUCUGAAUUUGGCCUGAACGCACUGGACAUCUAAAAGUCAGGCUCCUAACAAAUGAAGGCAACUGCUCCUCCCAGUGAGACACAUUUGUUCAAUGUUGUUUCUACAACUUGGUUCAAUUUGAUCAGACUCUUGCAUCCGCGUUUGGUUCAAAUGAAAGUGACGUCCACGAUUUACUAUGCUUAAUAAGCGGAUGGAUGUUGUUAUUAUAUAAUAUUUUACCACCAGAGUUCAAAAUAGGCUGAAUUAUCUAUGCAUGUAUUCAUCAGUUCACCAUGUUCGAGUCUGUAAUGUUGUGUAAUGCCCACUAGAUGUAGCAAAUGACUGUUUAUGGUCGGGGAGAUGUUGGCCAGAAUAUGUUAGAGAGUUAUACUGUUCUGUGUUUAUAUGUGUAAAUAUACUUGGUUAGAUAUUAUGUCAAAUAAAAGUAUGUGAGAAAGAUUA
Molecule: messenger RNA, 1445 nt
Organism: Dicentrarchus labrax (European seabass)
Lineage: Eukaryota; Metazoa; Chordata; Actinopteri; Moronidae
Gene: drc12
Product: coiled-coil domain containing 153
Exons: 6
Coding region: 390-1037 (215 amino acids)
Source: RefSeq, a predicted model, not a curated record